Molecule: messenger RNA, 1217 nt
Organism: Pararge aegeria (speckled wood butterfly)
Lineage: Eukaryota; Metazoa; Arthropoda; Insecta; Lepidoptera; Nymphalidae
Gene: THG
Product: probable tRNA(His) guanylyltransferase
Exons: 2
Coding region: 265-1188 (307 amino acids)
Biological process (GO): tRNA modification
Molecular function (GO): magnesium ion binding; tRNA guanylyltransferase activity
Source: RefSeq, a predicted model, not a curated record
UGUCAACGGUCCUGUGCCAUGUUGGUCAGUGGUCUCAAAAAUUCAGAAAAUAAAGCAGAAAUGUAUUAAAUAUGGUUCAAAGUAAAUCAAAGUUAUCCCUUGUAUUACCACAAUUGUUUAAUGUUUAGUUAUUAACACUGAUGAUUACAUUUACAAAUAUGGGUACGGUAUCCUUUAAAAUUUCAAAUUCUUCCCCAUAUUUUUUAUGAUCAAAAGAUUUAAGAAAACAAGACUGGCAUUUAGCACAAAAAAUUACAUUUGCACAUGCUGUCUAGAAUUGUCCCCGCUUGUUCAAUAUUGGUAAAAAAUAAACACCUUAAACUAAUUAAAAUGGCAAAAAGUACAUUUGAAUAUGUUAAAAAUUUUGAACAAGAUGAUACUCUACUACCUAAUUCUUGGAUUGUGGUCAGAUUAGAUGGUAAAUGUUUUCACAAGUUUUCCGAAGACCAUAAUUUUACGAAACCUAAUGAUGCAAGAGGAUUAAAGCUAAUGAACUAUUCUGCUUAUGCUGUAUUGAGUGAGUUUAAUGAUCUCUUGAUGGCAUAUGGACAGAGUGAUGAAUAUUCAUUUAUAUUCAAAAAGAAUUCAACACUGUAUAAAAGGCGAGCUGCUAAAUUGCUUACUACCAUUAAUAGCAAGUUUACUUCAUCUUAUGUUUUUUACUGGAACAAAUUUUUUGAUGAAGAACCAUUGAAGUAUCCACCAGCAUUUGAUGGGCGUAUUGUUUUGUAUCCCUCUGAAGAAAAUCUCAUUGAUUACAUGAAGUGGCGGCAAGCAGAUGUGCAUAUUAAUAAUCUUUAUAAUACAACAUUUUGGACUCUCGUUUUACAGGGUAAUCUCAGUCCAGCUCAGGCUGAAAAACGAUUAUGUGGCACAGUAUCUGCUGAUAAAAAUGAAAUAUUGUUCAAAGAAUUUAACAUAAAUUAUAAUAAUGAACCUGAAAUGUUCAAGAAAGGAACAUUGCUGUUAAGAAAAACUUUAUCUAAUGAAGCCUUGAACAAAAGCAUUUCUGUAAUUGUGGAUGUCCACAGUGAUAUGUUGAAAGAUACAUUUUGGAAAGAACACAGUAACUUAUUAACUAAAACCAAACAGUAUUUGAACUAUGAAGGGCCUGUUACAGAUAUAUUAAAUGAACAGAUUGUGAGUAAAGCAAAAAUAGCACAAGAACAAAUUGAAAUUAGUGUGUAAGGAUAAUAAAAACAUCAUUUGAAAUUUAA